Messenger RNA from Mytilus californianus (California mussel), 3132 nucleotides. RefSeq lists its product as uncharacterized. The record is from RefSeq and is a predicted model, not a curated record. Bases 89 to 2860 code for a protein of 923 amino acids. The transcript has 7 exons. Lineage: Eukaryota; Metazoa; Mollusca; Bivalvia; Mytilida; Mytilidae.
AGAGACACUUUGCCUGUUUUCGUUAUUUUUACAAGGUCUAGCCAUAUCAAAAAACAAUACAGUUUACACCACUGAGAGGUCAACUUUGAUGUUGACAUUUAACAUACAUAAUUACAGCUGGCGUUACUUAUAUGACACAAACCUCAAUAGGCAAGAAUACAAAAUGGUAUUUAGACCAAUUCUUAUACAAAUCCAGAUGAUAAAUGUUACAGCAAGCGAUACAGGACAUUACUAUUUGUGCAGCAAUCAUCGUUAUAUUUCUGCAACGGAAUUUAACAAAAAACUUGCAGAAACGACUUAUGAAAUACGAGAAGGGAAGCAAAGAGUAAUUACAAGAAGAUCGUCAGAGGUUUUAAGCUAUAUAACCGAUUUGUUUCUUUGUCAUGAUGGGAACGAAGUUGUCUUUUCAAGAAGAAAGAACUUCCGAAAAUUCAGCACCUUUACCUUGCAUGUUUACAGUACCCCUGCAGUCAAAGGCUUUCUUGCACUUGAUCUCUCAUAUGUUUUUUCUUCGAUUGUGCUGAAAAUAGCAAAAUUAUGGUUUAUUAACCAAACGGAUUUAAACACAAUAGUUGGACAGGAAGGUACACCUAUGGAGAUCAAAUGUUCAUCUGACACUGAACAGUACAUUACUGCUUUAAAGUUAGAAUAUAAAGAUUCAAUCAUAGCAGUUGGUGAUAAUCAAUAUGUGAGUUUUUUGUUUAUACCAGACAGAACAGACCAUAUGACAAAAUGUAAAUGUCUAGACAGUACUCACUCGUCGAUGAUGAUUGAAGUUCAGUUAAUCAUUAUGUAUGCCCCUGCAGUUACAGUUCGUUAUACGAAUGAAACGGUGGAAUGUGACGGACAUGGAAAUCCAGAAAUAUAUAAUGUGUACCGCUUAGUUCAAUUAUCAAAGUCUUUUGAACUUGUACGUUCAGUGAGUUUGAAUAAUGAAACAUUCAUUUUCAACACGAACCUUUUUCCAUACCAGCGAAAUGGUAGAUAUAUGUGUGUUGUUAGUAAUGGUAUACCAGAUAUUAAUGGAAAGGUUCUACAGACUGAGUCAAUAUACCUAAAAUAUGAAGGUCCACCAGUGUUUUCACCAGAAAACAGAAUUGUAAAAACUGGAGAAGUAGGACAAUCAAUAACACUGUCGUUUCAGAUCUACAGCUACCCUGAAGUUGAAAAUAUAUCGAUAGAAAAAAUAGGACAGAACCAAAAAAAGUAUAAAAAAGAUAAAAAAUACAACAUUCGGAAAUCUACAUUGCAUUACACGGAGACUGGCAACAUGGUAGGAAUUCCAGGUUAUGAGAUCUUGAUUGAAACUGAAGCAUUAGAAGUAGAUGAUUUUCAAGCUUAUCUGAUAACAGCAAAGAAUCGCUUGGGCGAAAGCAAUUAUCAUUUUGAAAUUAUAGAUAUUGAUAGUCUCCCCUUGGGCAAAAGUAAAAGAAUAAAUUUCGUAGUAGUUUGCUGCAUAGCUACCAUUCUACUUGUUUAUUUGACGAUUACUCACGUCUGUUUAUGUGUAAAAUAUGUAAAGACUCGGGAUCAAAGACUACAUAAUCUGCAAGAAGACCACACUUAUCACACAUAUGAUGAAAUUGACACAGUUUCGUUCCGCGUUGUCAGCAACUUACGUUCGGCACAGACGACCGACAAUCUAGGUCAGAACCCGACGGAAGGGCAUACAGCUGGUGUCUCAACUGAUGCUAAUCUGCAAUCAACCAAUGAGUAUACAACUGAAUUGAAUGCAGACUUUCUCAAUGAUGGGUUACAACAACAUGAGAUAACAGAAGUGCACGGGCAAAGUAUGUCUACACCUUUGAUUGACACGAACCUUUCUAAUACAGAUUUAUCGCCGAUUACGUCUUCUGUUAUAUUAAGAAUGGAGAAUGUCGCAAAUUGCAAUCAAACUAAUGAAAAUACAGAGACAUCAAGUGAACAAAAGAGUAAAACUUGUAAUGACUCUGAUAGUGGAUCAUCAAAUAAUGUUAUGGUAGGCAAUGUAAGAAAUGAAUAUGAAAACAAUUACCAACUGCAAGAUGGUCACCUGUACCUUGAUAUCCUUGAUGACAGACAGAUCAGCAUCUCAGCUACUGACUCUAGUACAAACAACCAACAAAAGAGUCAAACAAUUAAUGCCUCUUAUAGAAGACCAUCAUAUAAUGAUAUGGUAGGCAAUGUAAGAAAUGAAUAUGAAAACAAUUACCAAUUGCAAGAUGGUCACCAGAACCUUGAGAGCAUUGAUGACAGACAGAUCAACAACUCAACUACUAACUUUAGUACAAACAAACAACAAAAGAGUCAAAUUAGUAAAGACUUUGAUAGUGGAUCAUCAAAUAGUGUUAUGGUAGGCAAUGUAAGAAAUGAUUAUGAAAACAAUUUCCAAUUGCAAGAUGGUCACCUGUACCUCGAGAUCCUUUAUGACAGACAGAUCAACAUCUCAUCUACUGACUCUAAUACAAAAACACAACAAAGGAGUCAAACUAGGAAUGACUCUGAUAGUGGACCAUCAAAUAAUGUUAUGGUAGGCAAUGUAAGAAAUGAAUAUGAAAACAAUUACCAAUUGCAAGAUGGUCACCUGUUACUUGAAAUUCUUGAUGACAGACAGACCAGCAUCUCAUCUACUGACUCUAGUACAAACAACCAACAAAAGAGUCAAACAAUUAAUGCCCCUUAUAGAAGACCAUCAUAUAAUGAUAUGGUAGGCAAUGUAAGAAAUGAAUAUGAAAACAAUUACCAAUUGCAAGAUGGUCACCUGCUCCUUGAAAUUCUUGAUGACAGACAGACCAGCAUCUCAUCCACUGACUCUAAUAAAAACGAACAACAGCCACUUGAGACAAUAUCGACAACGGAACCAGUUUACAUCAAUCUUUAGUUCUAAUUUAUGUUCAACAAACUCAAUUAAGACUUGAUCGACCAAUUUAUUUUAGCUUGGAGGCAGUGGAAACAAAUAUACAUACAGAAGACAGCAAUAAGUAAGUGAAUAACUACUUUCUUAUAAACAUUUGAAUGCACUCUGCGUCUGCUUUCGACUAAUGGAAGGAUUGUUUAGCAUAUAAGUAGUAAAACUGUUAAUGGUUUUUUGUAUAUUUUACCACAAUGAAACUGUAUAUGAUAACUUGUAUGUAAAUAUAAAAUUGUAUAUUU